AUGGAGGCUCUAUGGACCCUCACUCUGGCCUUGGCCGCAGGCCUGGCUGCUGCCAGCCCACCUAACAUCCUGCUGAUCUUUGCUGAUGACCUAGGCUACGGGGACCUGGGCUCCUAUGGGCACCCCAGUUCCACCACCCCCAAUCUGGACCAGUUGGCCGCAGGGGGUCUUCGGUUCACCGACUUCUAUGUGCCUGUGUCUCUGUGCACACCCUCGCGGGCUGCCCUCCUGACGGGCCGACUCCCAGUUCGAAUGGGCUUGUACCCUGGAGUUCUGGAGCCCAGCUCUCGAGGGGGCCUGCCCCUGGAGGAGGUGACCUUGGCUGAGGUCUUGGCUGCCCAAGGCUACCUCACAGGGAUAGCUGGCAAGUGGCACCUUGGGGUGGGGCCUGAGGGGGCCUUUCUGCCCCCCCACCACGGCUUCCAUCGAUUCCUGGGCAUCCCGUACUCCCAUGACCAGGGCCCUUGCCAGAACCUGACCUGUUUCCCGCCGGCCACCCCCUGCGAUGGCACCUGUGACCAGGGCCUGGUCCCUGUCCCACUGUUGGCCAACCUGUCGGUGGAGGCACAGCCCCCUUGGCUGCCUGGACUCGAGGCCCGCUACGUGGCUUUUGCCCGUGACCUCAUGACUGAUGCCCAACGCCAAGGCCGCCCAUUCUUCCUGUACUACGCCUCCCAUCACACCCACUACCCCCAGUUCAGUGGGCAGAGCUUUCCAGGGCACUCAGGCCGAGGGCCAUUUGGGGACUCCCUGAUGGAGCUGGAUGCAGCUGUGGGAGCCCUGAUGACAGCUGUGGGGGACCUGGGGCUGCUCGGAGAGACGCUCGUCUUCUUCACUGCGGACAACGGACCUGAGACGAUGCGGAUGUCCCGCGGUGGCUGCUCUGGCCUCCUGCGAUGCGGAAAGGGAACCACUUUUGAAGGGGGCGUCCGAGAGCCUGCCUUGGCCUUCUGGCCAGGCCACAUCGCUCCCGGUGUGACUCAUGAGCUGGCCAGCUCCCUGGACCUGCUUCCCACCCUGGCCGCCCUGGCGGGGGCCCCGCUACCCAACAUCACCUUGGACGGCGUUGACCUCAGCCCCCUGCUGUUGGGCACCGGCAAGAGCCCCCGGCACACCCUCUUCUUCUACUCGGCCUACCCGGAUGAGGUCCGAGGGGUCUAUGCUGUGCGGAGCGGGAAGUACAAGGCACACUUCUUUACCCAGGGCUCUGUCCACAGCGACACCACUGCGGACCCUGCCUGCCACGCCUCUAGUCCUCUGACUGCCCAUGAGCCCCCGCUGCUCUUUGACCUGUCUGAGGACCCUGGUGAGAACUACAACCUUCUGGGGGGUGUGGAUGAGGUCGCUCCAGAGGCGCUGCAGGCACUGAAGCAACUUCAGCUGCUCAAGGCCCAAUUUGAUGCUGCCAUGACCUUCGGGCCCAGCCAGAUGGCCCGGGGCGAGGACCCCGCCCUGCAGGUCUGCUGUCAGCCCAGCUGCACCCCCCGGCCGUCCUGCUGCCACUGCCCUGAGUUCCAGCCCUGA
This is a messenger RNA of Rangifer tarandus platyrhynchus (Svalbard reindeer), 1524 nucleotides long. Lineage: Eukaryota; Metazoa; Chordata; Mammalia; Artiodactyla; Cervidae. The record is from the annotation of a GenBank genome assembly.